Microthlaspi erraticum is the source of this 438-nucleotide messenger RNA. The record is from the annotation of a GenBank genome assembly. Lineage: Eukaryota; Viridiplantae; Streptophyta; Magnoliopsida; Brassicales; Brassicaceae.
AUGGCCAAGGCUGAUAAGAAACCAGCAGAGAAGAAGCCGGCGGAGAAAACUCCGGCAGCAGAGCUCGCGGCGGCCGCCGAGAAGAAGCCAAAAGCCGGGAAGAAGCUCCCGAAGGAAUCCGCCGUCGCCGGAGACAAGAAGAAGAAGCGGUCGAAGAAGAACGUCGAGACCUACAAGAUCUACAUUUUCAAGGUGCUGAAGCAGGUGCACCCAGACAUCGGGAUCUCGAGCAAGGCCAUGGGAAUCAUGAACAGCUUCAUCAACGACAUCUUCGAGAAGCUUGCCGGCGAGUCCUCUAAGCUUGCGAGGUACAACAAGAAGCCGACGAUUACUUCCCGGGAGAUCCAGACGGCGGUGAGACUCGUGUUGCCCGGAGAGCUGGCGAAGCAUGCCGUUUCUGAAGGCACCAAGGCGGUGACGAAGUUCACGAGUUCUUAG